Asparagus officinalis (garden asparagus) is the source of this 3793-nucleotide messenger RNA. RefSeq names its product carbamoyl-phosphate synthase large chain, chloroplastic. Gene Ontology annotation, cellular component: cytoplasm. Gene Ontology annotation, molecular function: ATP binding; metal ion binding. The record is from RefSeq and is a predicted model, not a curated record. Gene Ontology annotation, biological process: L-glutamine metabolic process. Lineage: Eukaryota; Viridiplantae; Streptophyta; Magnoliopsida; Asparagales; Asparagaceae.
GCGGCCCCAUGCGUCAUGCGCCAGGCCUGCGAGUUCGACUACUCCGGCACGGCGCGCAAGGCUCUCCGCGACGAGGGCUACGAGGUCGUCCUCGUCAACUCCAACCCCGCCACCAUCAUGACCGACGCCCAACCUGGCCACCGUACCUACGUGGGCCCCAUGACCCCUGAAAUCCUCGAGGAGAUCAUCUCCACCGAGCGCCCCGACGCUCUGCUCCCUACGAUGGGCGGGCAGACCGCGCUCAAUCUCGCUGUGGCGCUUUCGGAGUCUGGAGCUCUCGGUAAGUACAAUGUCGAGCUUAUUGGGGCGAAGCUCGAUGCGAUUAAGAAAGCGGAGGACCGUGAUUUGUUCAAGAAGGCGAUGGCGGCGAUUGGGCUGAAGACGCCGCCUUCGGGGAUUGGGAAUACGAUGGAGGAGUGCUCGGUGAUUGCGGAUGAAAUUGGGGGCUUUCCUUUGAUUAUUCGGCCGGCGUUUACUUUGGGAGGGACUGGUGGUGGGAUUGCUUAUAAUAAGGAUGAGUUUGAGGAGAUUUGUCAGAAGGGACUUGCUGCUAGCUUGACUUCUCAGGUUCUGGUUGAAAAAUCGCUUCUUGGGUGGAAAGAGUAUGAACUUGAGGUGAUGAGGGAUCUUGCUGACAAUGCAGUCAUCAUUUGUUCGAUUGAGAAUAUUGAUCCGAUGGGAGUGCAUACAGGGGACUCUAUUACUGUGGCUCCGGCUCAGACUCUUACUGAUAAGGAGUACCAGAGAUUGAGGGACUAUUCAAUUGCUAUUAUUAGGGAGAUUGGGGUGGAGUGUGGAGGCUCUAAUGUGCAGUUUGCGGUGAAUCCUGAGGAUGGAGAGGUGAUGGUGAUUGAAAUGAAUCCUAGAGUGUCGAGAUCAUCAGCUCUUGCUUCGAAGGCAACAGGUUUUCCUAUUGCAAAGAUAGCUGCAAAGCUGUCAGUUGGUUAUACCCUGGAUCAGAUUCCAAAUGAUAUCACUAAGAAGACACCAGCUAGUUUUGAGCCUUCGAUAGAUUAUGUGGUGACAAAGAUUCCACGAUUUGCUUUUGAAAAAUUCCCAGGUUCGGAACCAAUAUUGACUACUCAAAUGAAGUCUGUUGGUGAAGCAAUGGCCUUGGGAAGAACUUUCCAAGAAUCUUUUCAGAAAGCUGUUCGGUCUCUUGAAUGUGGUUAUGCUGGAUGGGGUUGUGCACCUAUUAAGGAGCUUGAUUUGGAGUGGGAAAAGUUAAAGUACAGUUUGAGAACUCCCAAUCCAGAGCGCAUUCAUGCAAUAUAUGCAGCUAUGAAGAGAGGAAUGAAAGUGGAAGAAAUACAUGAACUGAGUUACAUCGACAAAUGGUUCCUAACUGAAUUGAAAGAGCUGCUAGAGGUCGAACAAUUCCUUGUGGCGAGGAAUCUAGACCAGCUUACAAAAGAAGAUAUGUAUGAAGUGAAGAGAAGGGGCUUUAGUGAUAAACAGAUUGCUUAUGCGACAUCUUCAUCUGAGGAACAUGUGAGGUCAAAGCGAUUGUCACUCGGUGUGAGUCCGGCAUAUAAGAGAGUUGAUACUUGUGCUGCAGAGUUUGAGGCUAAUACUCCUUACAUGUACUCAUCUUAUGAUUUUGAAUGUGAAUCAGCUCCUACUCAAAAGAAAAAGGUGCUAAUCUUGGGUGGUGGACCUAACCGAAUUGGUCAGGGUAUUGAGUUUGAUUACUGCUGCUGCCAUGCUUCUUUUGCCCUUCGGCAGAAUGGAUAUGAAACAAUCAUGAUGAACUCAAACCCAGAGACAGUAUCUACAGACUAUGACACUAGUGAUCGUUUGUACUUUGAACCUCUAACAAUUGAGGAUGUCUCAAAUGUUAUCGACCUGGAGAAGCCUGACGGCAUUAUUGUGCAAUUUGGAGGGCAAACUCCUCUUAAGCUUGCACUUCCUCUACAGCGUUAUCUUGAAGAGAAAAAGUUUGUUUCUGCCAGUGGAACAGGGCAUGUACAAGUUUGGGGAACAUCACCUGAUUCUAUUGAUGCAGCCGAGGAUAGAGAGAGGUUCAACAUGAUCCUAAACGAGCUUCAUAUUGAGCAACCCAAAGGUGGCAUAGCAAAGAGUGAAUCUGAUGCUAAGGCAAUUGCUACGAGUAUUGGCUACCCUGUGGUAGUCCGGCCUUCUUAUGUUUUGGGAGGACGGGCAAUGGAGAUAGUCUACAACGAUGACAAACUCAUCUCCUAUCUUGAAAAUGCAGUUGAAGUUGAUCCAGAGCGCCCAGUUUUGGUUGAUAAGUACCUUUCUGAUGCCAUUGAAAUUGAUGUUGAUGCGCUCGCUGAUUCUUAUGGGAAUGUAGUAAUUGGGGGGAUCAUGGAGCACAUAGAGCAAGCCGGGGUGCAUUCAGGUGAUUCUGCUUGUUCGCUUCCCACAAAAACUGUGUCUGCUAAAUGCUUGGAUACGAUUCGAUCGUGGACCUUGAAGCUAGCUAAGAGACUCAAUGUCUGUGGACUUAUGAAUUGCCAGUAUGCGAUCACAGUCUCUGGUGAUGUUUACCUUCUAGAGGCAAACCCUCGUGCUUCAAGAACUGUGCCUUUUGUUUCCAAAGCCAUUGGACAUCCCCUAGCAAAAUAUGCAUCUUUAGUCAUGUCAGGAAAAAGCUUGUUUGAUCUAGGAUUCACAGCUGAGGUGAUUCCAAAACAUGUCUCGGUGAAGGAAGCAGUCCUUCCCUUUGAGAAAUUCCAAGGGUGUGAUAUUCUUCUUGGGCCAGAGAUGAGAAGCACUGGAGAGGUCAUGGGGAUUGAUUAUGAAUUCCCUGUUGCUUUUGCUAAGGCCCAGAUUGCUGCUGGCCAAAAGCUUCCAGUGAGUGGAACAGUGUUCUUGAGCCUAAAUGACCUCACAAAGCCACAUCUUGCUUCAAUUGCUCGAGGGUUUCAAGAACUAGGGUUUCGAAUAGUUGCCACAUCGGGGACAGCGAGAGUUCUUGAGUUGGAGGGCAUACCAGUGGAGAGGGUUCUGAAGCUUCAUGAAGGGCGGCCCCACGCAGGGGAUAUGGUAUCGAAUGGUGAGAUCCAAGUUAUGGUGAUCACGAGCUCAGGUGAUGCGUUGGAUUCUGAAGAUGGAAGAAAACUGAGAAGAAUGGCUUUGGGCUAUAAACUCCCAAUUAUAACUACAGUUGCUGGGGCAUUAGCGAGCGUGCAGGCUAUUAGGAGUCUGAAGCACAACACUAUGAAGAUGUUAGCUUUGCAGGAUUUCUUUCAUGUUUCAGGGGAGCAACCGAACUUGCAGAAAGCAUCCUCUACUGUUUAAUUUGGUAGUUGCUUUUUAACUGAAGGUUUUGUUGAAUUGGGUAUUUGAGGAUGAGAUUUGCUGCGGAUAUGGCAAAGGCGAGAAUUAUUAUGUUAUCGUAUUUGUUUAAUUGGUGGUGUGAGUUUGAAAACUAGCUGGAAAUUUGCCACAUUUCUCCUCCUGAAGGGUCACUUAAUGUGAAAUUUACAAUAAUUUUUCAUUCAGAAGGGGGGAAAAAAAAGAAAAGAAAGGAUUAAGGAAUGCCCCGGUCAAGUUAUUGUUGCAUCGAACUGUCAUUGUUUCAUAAAAGUUCGAAGAAAAAUGCAUGGUCUUCUGUUUUAGUGAAACAAACUAGAACAUUGGGUGUCUAGGCAAUUUGCCAGUAAGGCAGUUAGUAGUUACCUAUUUGUAAUUGAUUGCAUUGGUUUUUAUGGCAAGUGAAUCUUUUGAUGUGCAACAUAUAGCACGCAGAAACUUUACACCUGAAUAAAUAUAUCGAGGUGAAUAAAUAAAAGAAGGUGGGGAACGUUUGUCAUUUUGUUUGUGUGUA